Molecule: messenger RNA, 565 nt
Organism: Salvelinus sp. IW2-2015
Lineage: Eukaryota; Metazoa; Chordata; Actinopteri; Salmoniformes; Salmonidae
Gene: m1ap
Product: meiosis 1 associated protein
Exons: 3
Biological process (GO): male meiosis chromosome separation; meiosis I; spermatogenesis
Source: RefSeq, a predicted model, not a curated record
AUGGACGCAAGGAACCGCUCUGGCCCCCCCUCCUCCUCCUUCCAGGUGUGCCGCCCCUCCUCGUUCUCACGGCAACCGCCCCGUGUUCUGAUCGUGGACGCGUCGCCGCCCUGGUGGUCAGAGACUGGUACUACGCUGUGUGAGGCUUUGGAUAACUUCCUGACUCUGGCCUGUAGUCUGGACGGACCCUGUAGACUGCCCCUGCUUAGCCUUUACACUCUGAGUAGACAGCAUGAAUGUCUGCUGCCAUUCGUGCAAGUGAGGGGUAACCUGGCCCGCCUGCGUUCCUGUGUGGAGGAGCUGAGGUCCAUACCCGGAGAGGGGUGCGUCCGCGCACCUAGAGGGGAACUGCUCAAACAGGCUGUUCUGGACAGCCUGCAGCAGUUUAAACAGUACACGCGACACACUACCACUCCGAACCAGGCCAACAACAAUGGAUCUGUAGAGGUAACCGUGGUGACGAGCCAGCCAGGGCGUGGCGUGGUGAGGCAGUUGGAGGCGGCCUUAAAGGACACUGACUUGGUGUCUCUACGGCGCCUACUAGUGGUCCACGUCAGUACUGCAG